Molecule: messenger RNA, 1437 nt
Organism: Aspergillus wentii DTO 134E9
Lineage: Eukaryota; Fungi; Ascomycota; Eurotiomycetes; Eurotiales; Aspergillaceae
Exons: 5
Coding region: 1-1437 (478 amino acids)
Biological process (GO): transmembrane transport
Cellular component (GO): membrane
Molecular function (GO): transmembrane transporter activity
Source: RefSeq, a predicted model, not a curated record
AUGGACAAGCCAUCUGCACAACACUUGGAAGGAGGGCUCAAGACCCAUCCUGUCAUCCACGUUUCCUCUCAGCAACAAGCUUCAAUUCGUAGAAAGUUUGACCGUCGAGUCCUUCCCAUCGUGUGCAUUCUCUACAUUCUCUCCUAUCUCGAUCGAGGCAAUAUUGGAAAUGCCAAAACCGCUGGUCUUGAUAAGGACCUCCAUCUCAAUAGUGCUCAAUGGGCUUGGGUGCUCUAUGCCUUUUAUAUCUGCUAUAUUCUCUUUGAAUGGACGACUGUGCUGUGGAAACUCCUUCCUGCGCAUAUCUACGUUGCUGUAUUGUGCAUUUGCUGGGGCGCGGCCGCCAUGUGCAGCGGUGCCGUCAACAACAUGGCCGAAUUGAUCGUCUGCCGCUGUUUUCUAGGCAUCUUUGAAGCGGCCUUUGGAGCUGGAGCACCAUACUUCCUGUCUCUGUUCUAUCAAAGACGUGAACUGGGGUUUAGAGUCUCAUUAUUGCUGGGCAUGUCCCCUGUCGCCAACUGCUUUGCGAGUGCCUUGGCCUAUGGCAUCACGCAUAUCCGGGAUUCGUUGGAAUCAUGGCGAUAUCUUUUCAUUAUUGAAGGAGCACCCACCAUCAUCUUCUCCAUCGUCGUCUUCUUCUUCCUCCCCGACUCCCCGGGCACUGCCAAAUUCCUCAACGAAACCGAACAAACCCACGCCGUAGAGCGACUGCACGAUCUGGAUCAAACAGCAAAGAACCGGCUGGAGUGGAAUCAGGUCUUCAACGGCCUAUCCGACUACAAGAACUACAUCCACAUGGGCAUCCACUUCUGCUGCAACUACUCCUUCGCCGGCCUGUCCAACUUCCUCCCCACCAUCCUCCACGACAUGGGAUACACUUCUAUAACCGCCCAAGGCCUAUCCGCGCCCCCAUACUUCGCCUCAUUCCUCUGCUGCAUCGCUGCAGCGUUAAUCUCCGACCGCUACGGCCACCGCGGCCUCGUCAUCGCUGUCUCCGCAACAAUCGGCAUGAUCGGAUAUCUCCUCCUCGCCGCCGUCCAAGACGAGACGCAAACCGGCGUCCGCUAUCUCGGCAUCUGGCUUGCGACGUGUGGCGUCUUCCCCGCACUCUCCAUAAACAUCACCUGGCUGCUGAACAACCAAGGCGGAGAUUCGAAAAAGGGCGCCGGGAUGGCGGUGUUGGCGGUGUUUGGGCAGUGUUCGAGUUUUGUGAGUAGUUCUGUGUUUCCGGAGAGUGAGGCGCCGUUUUAUGUGAGGGGGUGUGCGGUGGGAUGUGCGUUGACGGGGAUGAUUGCCGUGUUGGCGUUGGGGCUGUAUGUGAAGCUAUUAAGGGAGAAUCGAAGAAGAGAUGUGUUGUAUGGGCGAGUGGAAGAGGGAGUGAGAGUGGACGUGACGGUUGAGGGGGAUAAGAGUGCAAUGUUUCGGUAUUUGAUUUGA